Heterocephalus glaber (naked mole-rat) is the source of this 4345-nucleotide messenger RNA. RefSeq names its product aspartate beta-hydroxylase (gene Asph). The record is from RefSeq and is a predicted model, not a curated record. Lineage: Eukaryota; Metazoa; Chordata; Mammalia; Rodentia; Bathyergidae. Gene Ontology annotation, molecular function: protein binding; peptidyl-aspartic acid 3-dioxygenase activity. Gene Ontology annotation, cellular component: endoplasmic reticulum; membrane. Gene Ontology annotation, biological process: peptidyl-aspartic acid hydroxylation.
UGAUUUCAGUUCUGUGGCCCUUGGCCGGGCAGAGUUGGCCAGUCGAAGCUCUGGGAGGGAAGGGCAUACAUUGUACCCUAUACCUGCCUUGAGCAUUUUGAGAUUUUUUUCUGUUUAAUGUAUGCAUUAUUCAUGGAUUGAAGAUAUCAGAAUGGCUGAAGAUAAAGAGACAAAGCACGGAGGACACAAGAAUGGAAGGAAAGGAGGACUUUCUGGCAGCUCCUUUUUCACCUGGUUUAUGGUCAUUGCCUUGCUGGGAGUCUGGACAUCAGUAGCUGUCGUUUGGUUUGAUCUUGUUGAUUAUGAGGAAGUUCUAGGAAAGCUAGGAGUCUAUGAUGCUGAUGGUGAUGGAGAUUUUGAUGUGGAUGAUGCCAAAGUUUUAUUAGGCCUUAAAGAGAGAGCUGCUUCAGAGCCGAAGUUCCCACCAGCAGAGGCUGAGCCACACACUGAGCCAGAGGACCAGUUUCCCUUGGGGACAGAACCCCAGGAUACUGAAGAUGAAGUAAAAGAACAAAUUCAGUCCGUUCUUCAUGAAAUGGUACAUACAGAACAUGGAGAAGACCUGCCACAAGAAGAGGAGGGGCCAGCAGGAGAACUACAGCUGGAGGAUGGUGAUUUCCUCACUGCGUCUGAUGUCCGUGAUAGAUUGGAGGUCCUGGAAUCUGAAACAUUUCAUGAAGACACUGAAGAUAGUUAUGUGGAAGAGACAGUUUCACAAGACCAUCACCAGGAUAUGGAAGAGAUAAUGUAUGGCCAAGAAAACUCAGAUUCCAGUGAACCACUAAUCGAUGCUGAAAGGUUGCAGCAAGAAACAGAUGACAUAACAUACCAAGACUACGAUGAACAAGUAUAUGAAUCUUCAGAAAAUAAACCCAUAGAAAUUUCAGAUAAUGCUAUAGAAGAUUCAAACAUAAUUUCAGAAGAAGUAAGUGUUUCCCUUGUGGAUGAACACCAGGAAAUACCACCAGAAACAAAUAGAAAAACAGAUGAUCCAGAACAAAAAGAGAAAGCUAAGAAAAAGAAACCUAAACUUUUAAAUACAUUUGAUAAAACUAUUAAGGCUGAACUUGAUGCUGCAGAAAAACUCCGUAAAAGGGGGAGAAUUGAGGAAGCAGUGAAUGCAUUUGAAGAACUGGUGCGCAAAUACCCUCAGAGUCCACGAGCAAGAUAUGGGAAAGCACAGUGUGAAGAUGAUUUAGCUGAGAAGAGGAGGAGCAAUGAGGUGCUCCGCAAGGCCAUCGAGACCUACCAAGAGGUGGCUAGCCUGCCUGAUGUCCCCAGUGACCUGCUGAAGCUGACUUUGAAGCGGCGGUCAGAACGACAGCAAUUUCUGGGUCACAUUAGAGGUUCCUUGCUUACCCUACAGAGACUGGUUCAACUCUUUCCUAGUGAUACUUCCUUAAAGAAUGACCUUGGUGUGGGAUAUCUCUUGAUGGGAGACAAUGACCACGCCAAGAAGGUAUAUGAAGAGGUUCUGAAUGUGACACCUAAUGAUGGCUUUGCUAAAGUACAUUAUGGCUUCAUCCUGAAGGCGCAGAACAGGAUUGCUGAAAGCAUACCCUAUUUAAAGGAAGGAAUAGAGUCUGGGGAUCCUGGCACUGAUGACGGGAGAUUUUAUUUCCACUUGGGGGAUGCCAUGCAGAGGGUUGGAAACAAAGAGGCAUAUAAGUGGUAUGAGCUCGGCUACAAGAGAGGACAUUUUGCAUCUGUCUGGCAGCGCUCGCUCUACAAUGUGAAUGGACUGAAAGCCCAGCCAUGGUGGACCCCAAGAGAAACGGGGUACACGGAAUUAGUCAAGUCUUUAGAAAGAAACUGGAAGUUAAUCCGUGAUGAAGGCCUUGCAGUGAUGGAUAAAGCCAAUGGUCUUUUCCUGCCUGAAGAUGAAAACCUAAGGGAGAAGGGUGAUUGGAGCCAGUUUACGCUGUGGCAACAAGGAAGAAAAAAUGAAAAUGCCUGUAAAGGAGCUCCUAAAACCUGCGCUUUACUAGAAAAGUUCCCUGAGACAACAGGAUGUCGAAGAGGACAGAUCAAAUAUUCUGUCAUGCACCCUGGAACACAUGUGUGGCCACACACGGGACCUACCAACUGCAGGCUCCGAAUGCACCUGGGUUUGGUGAUACCCAAAAAUGGCUGCAAGAUCCGAUGUGCCAAUGAGACCAAGACAUGGGAAGAAGGCAAGGUGCUCAUCUUUGAUGACUCCUUUGAGCAUGAGGUGUGGCAGGAUUCUUCAUCUUUCCGGCUGAUAUUCAUCGUGGAUGUGUGGCACCCGGAGCUCACACCUCAGCAGAGACGCAGCCUUCCUGCAAUUUAACAGGAAUUCAUGCAGCCUUGGCACAUUCUGACGGAUGCUGCCUUUCUGGUUUACUUUGGAUGUGGAUACAGAAGUUCUAAUAUCAUGGCUUUUAAUUCACUGACUUGCAGCCUGGAAAACUGAGCUUCCUCCUAGAGUUAGACACUAAAUAGAACAUUUUCCUCGCUGCAGUUCCUUUAGAAAAUACCCUACCAUAUCUCAUCCAUGACAGCACUGACUGUGUGCCCAUGUUUAAGGUGGACACUUUGUAGCUUCUGCCUUGCCAGCCAAAGGUAUUUUUACCAUGUAAAGUAGGUCUACAUCAAUGUACAAUGAGAAUAUAUGUAGAAACUGUGAAUGGAUUGCUUUAGUUUGUAAUUUUUCUAUGCAGUUAUAUUUUUCUAGGGUAGUUAAACUAUUUUGGCAUCAUGUACCACUAUUUUUUUAUUGACCACAGUGACAGGCUUUAAUUUCAGCUGUAUAAAUGCUUUACUUUUAGCUAUUCAAUGGUAACUGUUCUGGAGAAUUUAGAUUUCCUCCUUUUAAUUCUCUUUAAUAAAAGAUACUCAUGAAAAAGGCAAUUUUAUUUUCCUCAUACAAAAGAGGAAAAUGCAAUUAUGCCAGUGUCUACUGUCUGUACAGAUCCUUACCCUUUAAUCUGCUUUUUUAUCUUCACUGAGAUCCAGUGUUACCUUCUCUCAUUAUGUAAAUGGUGGAGAUAUUGACAAAAUCUUAUUUCUUUCUAAGAAGGACUUUUUAUACAGAAAAAAAAACCCACAGAAUCAUUUUAUAUUAAUUACGGUAUAAAAUCCCACAUGUAAAUUUUUUAAUGCCAAGUGUUAGGGCUCUGGGAGAACAAUGUAAAUUUAUUGAAGUAAAUUAUCUUUCUGCAUUAGGUACCUAGGUAGUGCAAGGGUACCUGGCUCCUGACAUCUUCGCCAUUGGUGACACAGGGCCUAGGAAUCCAUGGCGUCUUCCUACUGUAUACCCAUAUGAGUGGCAGGAAGAUGGCCCUUUGGUCCUUGAGAUGGUUCUUAUGACAAUUUCCUAAAUAUAAGAAGAGCCGAGUAGACAAUCCAUGGAAUGCUAGGCAUCCUUGUCCUGGGUGUGGGAGGUCAAGAUUGCUUUCUUCUUUUUUAAAGUUUGAAGACUCUUGGCUUGAGAAAUGUCUGCCAGCUGAACAUCAUUUUGAGAAAGUAAUUAAUAUCCAUAUUUAGUUUGAAUAUUACCCACACUGUAACAGUUGAGAGUGGCCUUGUCUUCUCAUUCCCAGGAUGAUCAAGUCAGUAAUUUAGAAAAGUAUUAAUGCAUUUGAUUUUGUAUUUUUAAAAUUAAAGCUAACUACAAGUAUUCACUACCUGAAUGUAGUGGUAUUUAUGCACUGAAUUCUAAGCAUGAAAAAAAGCACUGCAGGAAUGGCACAUAGGUCACCAAAUUUCAUGGACAGAUAGAAAAAUCACUUGUGCAUUCUUUACAAUCUAGUAAAGAGUUUUCACAAUAUUUGCCAUACUCUUAAAAUAUCCUGUUCCUUCUGUUUUGCCAAUGUGUGAAAAUUCCACAAAAAGGAUUCAUGAGACUCAUGGGAGGAAAAAUAACAAAGUGAAUACUAAAAUCCAGAAAAGAAAUCAAACUCUUGAAAAAUAAGAAGAUAUCUGUGUCCUUCAGUAUUUAUUAAACAGGAAAUGACAACAAAGGGCAAUACAAUCCAAUGUUCAUGUAGUAUCAUUCAUGUUACUUAUUGAAUUUGGCUUUCCUAUGUAAAUUUCAUACAGAUAAACAAAUGCAAACCAUAUGUUGUGAUUGUUGAACCAUCUUCUUACAUUCAUUUAAGGAAACUGGAAAAAGAGUGAAAACUAGCUCUUAACUUAGUAAAUAUGAUGUGGUAUUUAACAAUGGUUCACUACAGUAGGAUUCUAAAUAUUGCCAAUUGAAAAGCUGGAAGUAUUAUUGCUGUUGCAAAGGGAGAGCAAUAAUUGAUUCCAACAGCCUUUUAAAUACUUGGAUCCCACACUUAUUUUAAAAACCCAGCCAAUAAAAUGGAUUUUUCUAAAUCAC